CAACUCAAAGUAGAAGAACACUACCUCGAAAUUGUGAAGCACAUUGGACAUUUCUGUCUACUAUUUGAUUCAUAGUUUUGGAGCAAACCUCAUUUUCGGAUCAAUUUCCUGUCAAUAUUUUGACUCCAAAAGUGUGUACUGAAGGAAGACGGUCCAGAUCAGAGUUCAAAAGUAUUACCAACUGAAGGACAAAACACCCCUUCAAGGAACAACACAAUCCCAAAACUGCCGAGCACCGAGGUGGCAAAUUGCAGUUUGAGUGGUGAUUGGAGGCCAUUUUUGGCCUACUAUGCAGCUGGAGUCGCCCCGCCUGGGCCACUACCUGGUGUCGGCUCUGAGCAAGUGCGCGCUGGCUGUCCACGAGCCCGUUGAGAGGUCGGUCGCCGUCCUCGACAGUCUACUGCCCCACAUCGAUGACGACCCUUUCGAAACCCUCAACAAUGGCGGCGGCCUCUCCAUCUCCCCGCCUCACAACGGAGGCGGCGGCGGCGGUGGCAUCUCACAGCGUGAAAGCAUGCAGAUCACACAGCCGGCCAGCGCACCUAGCUCCCCCCUCGCCUCACCCUCGCCCCUACUCACAACCUCCUCCUCCUCCACCGCCUCCUCAUCACCGAUGACCUUCAACCUGCAAGGCCACCAGGUGACGCUAGACCCCAACUGGCAGGCCACAAAGUCCACGGUGCGCGAACGCAACGCCGCCAUGUUCAACAACGAACUCAUGGCCGACAUACGAUUCAUUGUCGGCAGUCCAGGUCACACACAAAGUAUACCAGCCCACAAGUAUGUGCUAGCUACAGGAAGUUCAGUAUUCUACGCCAUGUUCUACGGUGGUCUGGCCGAAAAUAAAGAGGAGAUUGAAGUCCCUGAUGUAGAACCUUCAGCUUUUCUUACGUUAUUGAAAUACCUGUACUGCGACGAAGUGCAGCUAGAAGCCGAUACCGUGCUCGCCACCCUGUACGUGGCCAAAAAGUACAUAGUGCCCCACCUGGCGCGCGCAUGCGUCAACUACCUCGAAACUAGUCUGACGGCAAAAAACGCGUGCCUCCUCCUGAGCCAAUCACGCCUCUUCGAGGAGCCCAACCUCAUGCAGCGCUGCUGGGAGGUCAUCGACGCCCAGGCCGAGCUAGCACUCCACUCGGAAGGCUUUGUCGACAUCGACCUCAACACCCUUGAGAGCGUUCUGGGACGCGAGACGCUCAACUGCAAAGAGAUGCACCUGUUCGAAGCGGCACUGAACUGGGCAUGCGCAGAAUGCCACCGGCGUGACCUUGAACCGAGUCCCCAGAACAAACGCCAGGUUCUGGGAUCGGCACUCUACCUGGUGCGAAUUCCCACCAUGAGUUUGGACGAGUUCGCGAACGGCGCCGCGCAGUUGGGCAUUCUCACACAGGAGGAAACAAUCAACAUCUUUCUGCAUUUCACGGCGCACAAGAAGCCGUUGCUUAGCUAUCCUAUCAAGGCGCGCACUGGACUCAAACCACAGGUAUGCCACCGCUUCCAGUCAUGCGCCUACCGCAGCAACCAGUGGCGUUACAGAGGUCGUUGCGACAGUAUCCAAUUCAGUGUCGACAAACGCAUCUUCAUGGUCGGGUUCGGACUGUACGGGUCGUCCAACGGCGCGGCCGACUAUGCCGUCAAAAUCGAACUCAAACGACAGGGCCGCGUUCUAGCUGAAAACAACACAAAAUUCUUCUCUGACGGAUCAAGCAACACGUUCCACGUCUAUUUCGAGCAGCCGAUCCAGAUCGAGCCAGAGUCCUUCUACACGGCGUCGGCCAUCUUGGACGGCGUGGAGCUCUCCUACUUCGGCCAGGAGGGAAUGAGCGAGGUGACAGUCGGCUGUGUCACCUUCCAGUUUCAGUGCUCUACGGAAAGUACCAACGGAACGGGGGUGCAGGGUGGUCAGAUCCCCGAGCUCAUCUUCUACGGACCGACGACUGUGCCCGCCACUGACGAACACUGAACGUGCGACGAACACUCAACGUACGAAUGGUAAACGAACGAAUGCCGAACGUAUGAACACUGAAAAUAGGAACGCCGAACAUACGAACAUGUUUGAAUGUAGGAACACUGAACCUAGGAACACUGAACAUAGGAACGCCGAACUUACGAAUAUGUUUGAACGAGUGCUGGUCAUGAAUGAACGAAUUACUCAAGUGCUGUUAUAACCUUGAUAAAUGUUAACGAAUGUUGUACACGUGACAUAUGAAUUGCAAAGUACUGGUCAUGAAUGAACGAACUACUCAAGUGCUGUUACAACCUUUAUAAUAAUGUUAACGAAUGUCAUAGGUGACCUAUGAUUGAACGAAUCUCGAAGUGCUUAUCUGAUACCAAACGAUAUUUGAAACGAAAGUGCUGUUAAAACAUUGAUAAUUACCGCCAAAAAAUAUAUUGUUUCAUGACUUAAAAUUCAAGAUCUAGUAGUUUAAGCUGUUGGAUUAAAUAAUUUUGGUGAUAUUACAUGAGGUACCACAUUGAUGUUAUAAUCUCAAAGUGCGUAUCUGAUACCAAACGAUAUUUGAAACGAAAGUGCUGUUGUAACCUUGAUAAUUACCGCCAAAAAAUAUAUUGUUUCAUUACUUAAAAUUCAAGAUCUAGUUCAAGCUGUUUGAUUAAAUAAUUUUGGUGAUAUUACAUGAGGUACCAAGUGCUUAACUGAUACCAAACAAUAUUUGAAACGAAAGCAUUGAUAAUUACCGCCAAAAACAUAUUGUUUCAUUACUUAAAAUUCAAGAUCUAGUUUAAGCUGUUGCAUUAAAUAAUUUUGGUGAUAUUACAUGAGGAACUACUUUGAUGUUGAAGUCUCAAAAAAUGAUCACGAUUGUAAUAGGGGACAUACGAUUGAAAAAAUCUUUUUAGUGCUGUUAUAACCUUGAUUACUGAUCACGAAUGUCAUAAGUAACAUGUAAGAUUAAACGAAUUUCAUAAGUGCUGUUAUAACCUUGACAAUUACAAAAAUAUUAAAAAAUGUAUUCCUUCACUAUUUUGCAAACUGAAGCCAUGCUUUCCAACAAAUUUCUACUCUACUGAGAAAAAUGAAUAACAUUAAUUCUUAUGGAAGUUUUCAUAGUCACAUGUGUGAAGUCUCCUAUUAUAUCCAAUGGAAAUUAAUUGGAAAGCAGAGCUUAAGGGGCGAAUGCAAGUUGAAACCAAAUAUGAACAGUUUAUUGAUUACAUCAAACUGUGGUUUCGUUUAAACUGUGGAAAAACUAGUCCAGUAUUCGUUUGGUGUCUCUAUAAGUGCUGUUUGCACAUAGAACGUUUAAACAAAAUCUGAACAGAUGAUGAAUUUUCGUUUAUUGAUAUUAACUACAUGAAAAACUAGUCCAGUAUUCUUUUGGUGUUUCUAUAAGGGCUGCUUGCACAGAAAAAGUUUAAACCAAAUCUGAAAACAUGUUGAAUUGAAUCUAGCUCUGAUUUCAUUUGCUACAGGGCCGUUUGUAUAUUGCAAGUUUAACAAUAAUCCGAACAGCUGUUGGUUACAAUCACGAUAUGAUCUCAUUGUUAUGAUGCACUACAUUCUGAGUUUAAACUAACAGCUUUCCGGUUUGGUUUGAACUUACACUGAGCCCAUAGGCCCUUAGAUAUGAACUAAAUUGAUAAGAUGAUUUAAACUCGAAAUUCAACAAAUAGCUUGAUUUAAUUUAUAAGCUGUAACGAUUAGCAUUGAACUUAAGACUGUGCUAACGGCAUUAAACAGAGAAAGAAGCAAAAUAUAUGCUUGUUUCUCGUAUAGACUUGUGUGGCUGAUUAUUAUCUCUAACCACGAUUUACAGAAAAAGAUGGUAGAGCUCACUAAAUAACAUUUUUUGUAUGAUUUCUUCUAUUUUUUUCAAUAACUAUUUCUAUCUCUAAAUAAUAUGAGUUAAAUGGAAGCAAGGUUAUACAGUGCAUAAUUAUAUAGUAGUAUGUUUAAUUUAAACCAUUGCCCCAUAAAAAACCAGUAGUCAACUUUUGAUAUGAUCUUAUUAUAAAAAAUAAAUAGACUAUGAUUUCAUCAUACAGAGAUUGAGAUCCACGUUAUAAUGGUAUUGCUAUCCUUGUCUAUCAUCCGACAAAGCAGAUAGCGGUAUCUCCUUUUCGCUUUUCUCUCUUGCCAAAUCGUCUUUUAACAAUGUUGAAUUAAUAAUUAAUUCAAUGAUACAGGCACUAUACCUACAAAUAUAUUCUGAAUUACAUAAAUUGUUCUAUAGGGGUGUUCACAAUGUUGGAGUUAGCUGGCUAAGUCGAGCUAUUCGCUAACUCCAGCUAUUUGCUAAGUCUGUGUUAACUCAAUGCUAUAGUGGUACAUUAGAAAAAAAUUAACAGACGAGAUAGCAGAUAGCGCAGGUUUGAGUCCGGUAACUCUAGCUAUCUGUUAAAACGGCAGCCAUAUGUUUAUAAUCUUACUUUUGAGUUAUAAUAAACUUUGAGUUACACAAAUUAUCCGCUUGAAUCGCUACUGCAGUUAGCUAAUAGCAGAUGGUUUUAGAUGGGGCGUUCACAAUCCAGAGUUAUCAAAUAGCACUUUAGCUGGCUAAAACAACAUUGUGAAUACCCCUUAUAUAUAACUAGUCACUGAAAAACGAACCAGUUGUAUCUUCAUAUACCCAUAGAAGUUCAGCGUAUUAUUUGGUUCAAAUUUAGGUGUUUUAGUAGAAGGUAAAAAGCAAAUUCGUAUGAAUUCCCUUGCGGGAAGGUCCCGCCGCGCCUGAAUUUAUAAUACAAGCCGCCAAUGGGCCUUACGACUGUCUUACUUCAGCCGGGACCGGCCUGUCUUACUUCAUCCAAUAACACAGAUUAGUAUAAAUGUAAAAUAUCUUCUCAUAUAUGGGCUACUUUAUUCAAAAUUAAUAAAAAACUUGCAGUACCCUUUCUUUAAAACAUUUCAACUGUUUUAAAGUUUUUAAAAUGUUUUAAUAAAAGGGUACUACAAGUUUUAUAUUGUUUUUAUUUGUAUAAAUGUGUAUCUAUUUACGGUAUGUGCUGUUUAUGUUUCUCGAAAUAAAUUUGCAUUUAUCUUCCUAUAGCAGUUUCAACCUACGUUUGUGGGACGACAACAUUUAGAUAUAAUAUAACGACUAUCUCACGCAUAAUAUAUUUCACAGAGUGAGAUUUACUUCAAACUAUCAGCAUCUGAGAUCAAUGCUUCCCAUUCUAUCAAUGUACACAGUUUCAAGUAAAUCCCGUUGCGCAUAUAUUUCACGACACCUACCAUCUAUUUCUAAAAAAGACCGUGAGACAAACGUACUAAUAAGCUUGACAUCACUGUACAGUUUCAUUGAAAUAUAAUUGUUCAUUUCAUUGAAAAUCUUACGAUAAGCUAGGAAGAAUAUUCACGAUUUACUAACUUUCUAUUUUUAAACUAGAAGAGUAUUAAAAUAGAGCGAAAACUAUAUAAGAUAAUUUAUUGCUAGUAGUUUUGCAUUAGAAAGUAUUAUAGUUGACUAUGACAAAAUGUUUUAGAAACUUUAAAUACUAUUAAAAACGUUUAUAAUAUUGAAAGAGCUGACCACUUUGACUCAGUAUCUAUUCAGCUUCUUAGUCAGUAUUUGAAAGGGAAUAGUUUUCAAGUAGGGUUGAAGCCUAGAAGAAGCUGUUAUUUUUCUACUGCCCUACAUCUUGGAAAACUUGUACUUAAAAACAUGACAAAAAAUCAGAUUCUGUAAAUAUUUGAGUAGAAAUUAUUUGUAUUGAUUCAAUAAAUACCCAGAAAUUCAUCAUUCAUUAUUUUAGCUAUGAAUUACUAAUAACCCGGCACUUUUAGAUAAACGCCUUACUUAAUCAUCAAUAUUUCACAUUAAUAAAUAAUAGACUAGUAAUUUUUAAAAAAAUCUAUAAAUUGGGCUAUGGAUUUUUAAACUAGUGUGAUAAAGUUUAGUCAAGUAUUUGAGAUUUUUUAAUUGUUCAUUCGCACUACAUUGCCUAAGGAAAUCACGUCAAGCUAAGUUUGAAUUAAUAGUUAUUGCAGGAAUAAUUGACUCCUAACAAGGAAAAUUCAGGUGUCUCAAUUUCAUGAUUAAUUUUAAGCAAAGUGUAAGAUAUUUUCAGUGUACAAAAGUAGCAUCUAUCAUUUUUAAUUGAUCUAUCUAAUAUUCAUAUCUAUGACAUACACUCAACGCACACUUCCGCAACUCUAAGUGCCGGUUAAAUUUUAACCGUGAUUAAUUCCACGAGAACCAAUCAGAGAAGCCGUCUUUUCAAAAACGCCUUAUCUGAUUGGUUCUCGUGAAAUUAAUCACGGUUAAAAUUUAACCGGCUGUUGUGCAACCGGGCGUUAAGGCCUUAUUGAUGAUUUCAAGAGCUGUUCUAGCCAAGCACGUUUUGUUGAACCAAUCACAAUGAUUCUAGUAGUCGAUUUCUAUUGGUUGAUAGGCAAUCAAAGCGAGUUUCACUGAACCAGAUAUCAAAAUCGUUUAAAAAUACGGCCCUAUCAACCGUCAAACCCAUACACUAAACUAUAUUACAAAAACGGCAGCAAUACUAUACAUAUGACAUGAAACCAAUAUUAAGUGUCAAUUAUGUAGCAAAUAAGAAACGAAUUUCGAAACUGUGUCUAAAAUAAGAGCUUAUAAAACAAGAAAUUUCACACCUAGAAACAAAGUACCUAUCCAGAAAAGCCCCCAUUAUUUAGCCUACUAAUAGUAUAGAUAAUGUGAUAGUGAAUUAUGUGAUAAAUAUAUAACAUUUAUGUAACUAUUCAGAGUAUCUAGCUAGUAGUUCGACAUGUUCCAGUUCUGACAAUCUGCUUUACAUGAAGAGCAGCUAAUUUUGUUUAAUAUUUAUUGCACAAAAAUGAGAACAACAAGCAUCUAAGAACCGAAAUGUAAUAAGAGUUUGAAAAACGUAAAUUUCAUAAAAACUUAUUAACCUUUUUUUAGGUUUCACUAACAAAUAAAAAUUUUGUCAUUGGCAGAAUCGAUUCAUUCGAGUAUCGAUUAUUCACAGUAUCAAGUCAUUGUCAUGAUAUUAUAGGAGGUAAUUUUGAUUCAAGAUUUUUUCUCUCUCGUUUUUAGAAAUACUUCCUUCAUUUUUACUCUUCUUUAGUAUCUAUUAAAACUUUUAUUAUCAUCUUCACAAUUUUAUUUCAACUUUCAAUAACUUUUCAACUCAAAUUAUGAUCCUAGAAAUUGUUUAAGAAGACUUGUAAGGUUUAACACAAUGAAUUCCAUCUUUAAUGAUUAUUGUCAUUUUAAUUUCAAUCUGUUUCUUUACUAUUCCAAAAUCACUAACUAGGCUAUAUCCAAAAUAAUCCAAUUUUCAUUCCCACCAAACUUAUCAUUCCAAUUCAUAACUGGCUUGAAUAAAUUUACAAUAUUGUCAAACUGUAGAUCUAAUUAUAAAUACGUAAUGAAUUAAAAAAAUGUCUAAUGAAAUAUAUUCAAGUGAAAGUGCAUUUUAAGAUCCUCAACGCAAAAUUAGUGAGGCGAUAAAUUCGAGAUCUAACUAAAGCAUAGAGCAUAUUUAGAAUUUUUAGACCAAUAAGUCUAUAUUUGAGAUAUCAGUCUCACGAGAUUCAGUUCAAUUAUUACCAUUGACUAAUCUAAACUUAUUACAAUAAAUUUCAAUAUUGAUUGAUAAAUUUUAUUACGCUUGAAAAUUUAUCUCUUAACGAUAGAAAUCUAUUCGAAUUCUGGAUUCCUAAUAUCGCAUAAAUAAUAUGAAUAUAGUAUUUUUAAGAUUGGAAUAGCGGAUUGAUUGUAGUUUAAAUUCAAAUAAUAGAAUUUUCGUCUUCACAAUAAAAAGUAUUUUAUAAUAAAUUUAAUAAUUACUCCUCUUAUAUAGGACUGAACUGAAAAACAUUGUAAAUGCACUUCUAUUUGCUGAACCGAUUUUAUCUACAAAGUUGAUUAAUAAAAACAAUAUAAAAACUUGGUACUACUAUUACUAAACAAUAUAAAAAAGGUACUACUUCAUUAACAACUUUAAAAUAAUUUCAAGUUAAAAUGUCCUGUCAUUUGAUCAUGGAUCAAAUCAUAUCAUGGAUCGGUCUUUUGAUUCCAUGAAACAAAAUAAUAAAUCAAAAAUUGCAUUUUUUUUAAACUUUACUACUAUACAAAAAGGUGAGAAUGAUUCAUAGAAAUCCAUUUUAAUAAUAGUUUACCCACAAAAUCUUCACUGAUUUUGAUCGCCUUAACGUAUAAAAUUUAAUAUCCUUGUCUGAAUCUAUAAUUUUAUUGAUAUUAGAAUUUCAAUUUUAAUGAUCAUUACCUGAGAAAAAACUAUUUUUAAACAUUCAACUAUCUUCAAAAACAACACUAUUCUUAAAAGAAGUUUGACGAUAGGUUACUGGUGUAGUAACAAGUAUUAUCUUACUAAUAUUCUGACAUAAGUAGAUAUAACUACACGUUUAUAGAUUGCCUUCAAUAUAGAACUUAUGAAAGUUAUAUUGUACAUAUUAUGAAAGUGCCGUAAAUAAGCUAGAAUUAGCAGUUUUUCAUAAUGUAGGAUUGCUAAUAUUUUCAAAUUAGAAAAAUGUUAAAUCUAUUCGUAUCUAGUUUUGAUUUUGAAAAUGACUGAGAAAUAAGGGAUGAUUUGUUUGUUUGUUUGUUUGUCUUUUUUGUUGAUCCUGUGACAAUUAUUUUGCCUUGCAUAGUUUUGUUUGCUGUUAAUAUAAAGUUGUGUUUGUAGAACCUUAUCGUUAAAUUGACAUUUUAUUAAGUUAUUCUACAGAAGUCAUGUUGCCUCAUUAGAAGAUAAAGCAUGUUUGAUAAGAGAGACUUGUAAAUAAUCUGUUUCUUUAGAAAGAAAAUAAUAAAAAAUGCCGAAAAUGUU
This is a messenger RNA of Nilaparvata lugens (brown planthopper), 8754 nucleotides long. It is a transcript of the gene lute, whose product is annotated as BTB/POZ domain-containing protein 6-B. Gene Ontology annotation, molecular function: protein binding. Gene Ontology annotation, biological process: neurogenesis. Bases 290 to 1963 code for a protein of 557 amino acids. The transcript has 7 exons. Lineage: Eukaryota; Metazoa; Arthropoda; Insecta; Hemiptera; Delphacidae. The record is from RefSeq and is a predicted model, not a curated record. Gene Ontology annotation, cellular component: cytosol.